Messenger RNA from Priceomyces carsonii, 1614 nucleotides. RefSeq names its product Fcy23p (gene FCY23). Gene Ontology annotation, biological process: transmembrane transport. Lineage: Eukaryota; Fungi; Ascomycota; Pichiomycetes; Serinales; Debaryomycetaceae. The transcript has a single exon. Gene Ontology annotation, cellular component: plasma membrane; fungal-type vacuole membrane. Bases 1 to 1614 code for a protein of 537 amino acids. Gene Ontology annotation, molecular function: transmembrane transporter activity. The record is from RefSeq and is a predicted model, not a curated record.
AUGGGCAAAUUGCCAAGAGAACUAAGCUCAAGGGAAGAGACCAUUAAAGAUGUGCCCUACUCUGAAAAUUCAUCAAAUAGGUUUUGGAAACUACUUUCGAGUGUUUCUAAACGUUUAGAUUCGCUAGGAGUAGAAUCAAGAGGUAUAGAGAGAAUCAAACCUUAUGAGAGAUCUACAAAUAAAACUAAGCAGCUUAUUUCAGUAUGUGGCUUAUGGCUCUCUGCAUGUGGCGGGUUAAGUUCGAUGUCUUCUUUUUAUUUGGGACCUCUCUUAUUUGAGCUAGGUUUGAAAAAUACCUUAAUUGCAGGCUUGAUUGGACAAGCGAUUGGAUGUGGUGUUGCUGCAUAUUGCUCAUUAAUGGGUCCAAGAUCUGGCUGUCGACAAAUGGUAAGCGCUAGGUUUUUAUUUGGUUGGUGGUUUGUAAAAUUGGUCGGUCUUGUGAGCAUCAUUGGGGUCUUGGGAUGGUCAGUGGUUAACUGUGUUGUGGGCGGCCAAAUCCUAGCAAGUAUUAGCGAUGGAAAACUUCCUCUUGUUGUUGGAAUCAUAAUUAUCGCUUGUGUUUCUUUACUAGUAGCAAUUGGUGGAAUUAAACAAUUAUUGAAGGUGGAAACUAUAUUAAGUUUACCCGUGAAUUUUGCAUUUCUACUCUUGUACAUCGUUGCUUCUAAGAAAUUUCACUAUUUGUCAAAUGCCAAUGUGCCAGGCAUCGACGCAGCUACUAUCAAGGGAAAUUGGCUUUCGUUCCUUUCACUUUCAUAUUCGGUAACUUCAACCUGGGGCUCAAUUGCAUCAGAUUACUAUAUUUUAUUUCCCGAAGAUACACCAGACGUUCAGGUUUUCUGCUUAACAUUCUUUGGUAUUCUUAUACCCACGACCUUUGUAGCUACUGCUGGUCUCUUAAUAGGAAAUGUCGCUCUUUCUUACGAGCCUUGGGGCACAGCAUAUGAAGAAUAUGGUAUGGGUGGCUUACUUAAUGCGGCCUUUCUACCCUGGGGUGGUGGAGGCAAGUUUUUAUUAAUCUUGAUAUUUUUGUCGUUGAUAUCCAACAAUAUUGUCAAUACUUAUUCCGCCGCUUUUAGUAUCCAGUUAUCUGCAAUUCCGCUUGCUAGAGUUCCAAGAUGGAUAUGGGCUUUUGUUGUAACUAUUGUAUACUUGGUAUGUGCAUUGGUUGGAAGGAACAAGUUCUCAACAAUUUUAGGUAACUUUUUGCCAAUGAUUGGUUAUUGGAUUUCAAUGUAUUUUAUAAUGCUCUUAGAAGAAAAUACAAUAUUCAGGACUGAUAGAUUCAUUCACUUAUACACUGCUGAGCUUCCAGAUGACGAGCCUAAUACUGAGCGAUACAUCUCAAAACUGAUUAGACGUACACAGCACUACAAUUUUGCAAUAUGGGAUAAAUACGGUAAACUAACUCAUGGUUAUGCUUCCACACUUUCAUUUAUCAUAGGUGCUACAGGUGCUGCGGUCGGAAUGUCACAAACUUAUUGGAUUGGUCCUAUUGCUCGUGCUGUAGGUGGUCAGUAUGGUGGUGAUAUUGCCAUGUGGCUAGUUAUGGGAUUCAGUGGGUUAUGCUUUCCUCCAUUAAGAUAUUUAGAGCUUAAACGGUAUGGUCGUUGA